Hippocampus zosterae (dwarf seahorse) is the source of this 3628-nucleotide messenger RNA. It is a transcript of the gene usp10, whose product is annotated as ubiquitin specific peptidase 10. Bases 243 to 2864 code for a protein of 873 amino acids. The transcript has 15 exons. The record is from RefSeq and is a predicted model, not a curated record. Gene Ontology annotation, cellular component: cytosol; nucleus. NCBI's taxonomy places the organism in Eukaryota, Metazoa, Chordata, Actinopteri, Syngnathiformes, Syngnathidae. Gene Ontology annotation, biological process: DNA damage response, signal transduction by p53 class mediator; regulation of autophagy; protein deubiquitination. Gene Ontology annotation, molecular function: cysteine-type deubiquitinase activity; cysteine-type endopeptidase activity.
UCAUUCGUUCGGCUCCCGCUGCAUGACAAACCUCCCUUAGCCGCCAAGCAAGCGAAGAAGACGCUACACAGAAAUGGCGGUUACGACGAGUACUAAGGCAUGAGGUUGCUAAACGCCUUUUACGUGGAUCGGACACAUCUAAAUGCUGGGAAAAUGACAUCGGCGUCGAAGUAGGACACCCGUCGAGGCGGCCACUGCAGAGCUCCCCCAACGUCUCCCCGGGAGAGUUUUCGUCUUGUCCGAUGAGGAGAGCAAAUCUCACCGGGAGCAUGGCUUCUUACGGCAACCAGUAUAUCUUUGGAGAAUUCAGCCCGGAUGAGAUCAAUCAGUUCUUUGUGACUCCACGAUGUUACGUCGAGCUUCCACCGUUCAACGACAAAGCGCCUUGUGUCAGCCAAUCUUCCGGAGGUUACUGCCCUCCUGCUGUACCAUAUAUAAUGGAGUCAAUGGGACUGCAGGGUUGCGGUGAUGACUAUCAGCACAUUAAAUUUGGUGUUGAUGAGGUCAUGGACUCCAAGCCCGUCGUCGGUGGCGUGAACGACUCUUUGUACAAAGUGUCGAGUACCCUGAACCCACAGGCUCCAGAGUUCAUCCUGGGCUGCCAGUCAGCCCAGAAGACCCAACAGACAACGACUCCGGUGGGCGACGCCACAGAUGGAAGCCACUUCAACUCUGAGGAUGGGCCCGACUCUGAGGCCUCGGCCCUGGACAAUCAUCAGGUGUGCCAGGACAUGGACGGGAUGCCUGGUGGCCCGGGACAGCGAGAGAGGAAGAAAAAGAAAAAGCGGCCCCCGGGGUACUACAACUACCUGGACCCAUCAGCCGGCGGCACCAACAGCAUCAGCGCUGCAGAUGGGACGCCUGUGACAGCACUGGUGAAUGGACACGCAAUGGGCGUAUCGCAACAUCAUGCCGAGGAUGCAGACUGUCAGACUUUAUCGGGGGGCGGCCUUUCCUCUCUGGGUGUCGUCUCCACGCCGACAGCUGCUCCGACGGCCAAAUUCACUGCCAAUCAGAGAACUUGUGAUAGCCCCGAUGACUCAUCAUCGGACAUGAAAAGUGGGGCCGCCUCUUUAUCAGAUGGCACCAUUGCAACUUCCCCCUCUUCUUCGGCCUCAUGUCAAAGCAGAAGCGUGACUGAGGGAUCAAGGACUGCAGAUGAGCAGCCAGAUCAGUUGGCUCCACAGAGUCCUGAACUUCCAGGUAGUCCACGGAGCCCCCGCUCCAAGUCACCUCUUCCUGCUUCUGCUGCUAUGACGAUUGAACCCGAGGCGGGGGAGGUGACCGACAGUAACGGGUUGGCAGACUCUGGCACUCCGGUCGGUGCAGAUGGACACAAGGAAGACUGUGAGAGUGACGAUUUGACCCCCGCGCAGGCUUCUCCACACUGUGCUGCCCAAACAAAAGUGGCAAAGUCGUCGCAUUCGCCCGCAGUUCCUGCUGCGCCUACGACUAACCCACCCAAAUCUUGGGCUAGCCUCUUCCACAACUCUAAGCCCCUUCCUGGCAGCCCUCCGGCCUUUGUGGAGGUUAAGAAUGCCGUGGACGUUGUUGCCCCUCCCCUCCUGACACCAGAGACACCCGAGGAAAAGCUUGUUGAGGUCAAGGAAGGCCCUGUCCCUGUAUCAGAGGACCCUAUGGCUCCUAAACUUGCAGAACUUAUUGAGAAUGUCAAGUUGAUACACAAACCAGUGUCUUUGCAGCCGAGAGGACUCGUCAACAAAGGAAACUGGUGCUAUAUCAACGCUACUCUCCAGGCCCUGAUCGCGUGUCCUCCCAUGUAUCACCUGAUGAAGUCCAUUCCUCUACAAAAUGAAACACAGAGGCCGUGCACCUCCACACCCAUGAUAGAUAACUUUGUGAAGCUGGUGAAUGAGUUCACAAACAUGCCGGUGCCGGCGAAACCCAAACCAGCUGUUGGCGAUAAGCUGGUGAAAGACAUUCGGCCAGGCGUUCCCUUCGAGCCGACGUACAUCUACAGACUCCUCACGCUCAUUAAGUCCAGUCUCUCGGAAAAGGGUCGACAGGAAGAUGCAGAGGAAUAUCUUGGCUUCACUCUAAACGGGCUGCACGAAGAGAUGCUGGCUUUGAAAAAACUAAUCUCGCCUGAGGAAGAGAAAUACCCGACGGCCAACGGCCCAGAGUCACUGCCUGGUGUGGAGGAAGACGACGCUGACAAGGAUGAAGAGGGGAGCGAGGACGAAUGGGAGCAAGUUGGCCCCCGCAACAAGACUUCUAUCACUCGCCAAGCCGACUUUGUUCGCACGCCCAUCACUGACAUAUUUGGAGGACACAUUAGGUCGGUGGUCUAUCAGCAGAACUCUAAGGAGUCAGCCACUCUGCAGCCCUUCUUUACGCUGCAGCUUGAUAUCCAGUCCGAGAAGGUCCGCACAGUCCAGGAGGCCCUGGAAACGCUCGUCGCCCGGGAGUCGGUCCAGGGCUACACUUCCAAGAGCAAGCAGGAGAUUGAGGUCAGUCGGAGGGUGACUCUGGAGGAGCUGCCCCCCGUCCUCGUGCUCCAUCUCAAGAGAUUUGUCUUUGAGAAAACUGGAGGCUGUCAGAAACUCAACAAGAUCAUCGAGUACCCUGUUGACCUUGAAAUAAGCAAAGACUUGCUGUCUUCUGGAGUGAGGAGCAAAGUUGUGAAAGGCCAAAGAACGUACAGGCUGUUUGCAGUGGUCUAUCACCACGGGAACAGUGCGACAGGCGGUCACUACACCACGGAUGUCUUCCACAUCGGUCUCAACGGUUGGCUGCGCAUCGAUGACCAGGCGGUGAAGGUGAUCAACCAGUACCAGGUGGUCAAGCAGAUUGCAGAACGCACUGCUUACCUGCUGUACUACCGCCGCGUUGACCUCUUGUAGUCGCGCACGCACGCACGUCGACAACGGAGCAGGCGACAAGCAUACAUGCAUAAGCUCACAAAUACAUGCCUAACGCAGCUCCCCUCAUCCUACACGUGACACACACAAACACACAUGUGGAACAUAUGAUGAACAGGAACACUGCCCGACUUUGUUCUCUUGCAAGAUUUUUCCUCCUCUUCCCUUGUGUCCUUGCUUCCUUGAGAGCCAGCUUUUCCAGCACCUCUUCCCAAGAGGAGACACAAGUUGCAUUCAGCAAGAAUUCCUUGCAACGGCUCACUCUUCUCUGUGCACCACUGCUGUCGUUUUCUGUUCUUUUCCCCGGACUUAAAAAAAAAUACAUGAAAAGAAUAGUCGGUUCAGAUGGAGAACUGCAAACUGGACUGUUGGAGUAUUUUCUCUCCACUGAGCGGAUUCACCAGGAAUUAUCAGUGUUGGCUUUUUUUCAUUUGGCGAGCUGCAGUGAAAAGGCCCAUUAUUGAAUGAGCGCAUUGACCAGGACUAGCACCAGCAUCAUCAUCAUCAUCCCAAGCCUGCUUGUCUCCUCUUCCUCAUCCAGGUACAGGUUGAGCCCUCACGCACAGCGAGGGCUGGGCUGCACGUAAUCUGAAGUGAACACUCCCUGGGUUUUUACGUCGACAGAGUAUCUCAACAAAGUCUUUAUUGCGUUUUAGAAUUGUGACGGCAAGCUUUCUGUGUAUUACGAUAAUGUGGCAGGUAUAUUUGCAACUAUUUAGACUAAAAUGUCCCGAAAAAAAGAAAAA